GUUUCAUGCACGCAUGAUUGCGCAAUCGUGUGAAUGUAACCAAGUGGCAUUGGCCCUAACGACCUCCUGUGGUAUUUGCAACCAACAUUGGUUGUUUAAUGGCAAAUACAUCGAUAAAUGGAACUAAAGGUGUUAUCUGCGCAUCUCUUCAGUUGGAUUCUGGUAGGACCGUUAUUUGUCGUUCAUAUAAAAGCGGCUGAAUGGUCGUAUGCGGACACGUCCAAGUGGCCUAAAGAUUAUCCUUCUUGUUCGGGAUAUUACCAGUCUCCGAUUGAUUUAACUUACAAGGACUCGGUUUAUGCCCCGCAACUCGGUCAGAUCACGAUAACUAAUUUAUCAAAAGUCGAACAAACGACCUAUAAAGUGACUAACAAUGGUCACACUGUAGAGGUAUCGUUCAACGAAAAGCAGUGGAAAAUAUCUCUCGGUUCUGACGAAGACCCCUAUUACCCGAUUCAAAUGCAUUUCCAUUGGGGUGGGCCUACCCGUGAAGGCUCUGAACACUUGAUUGGUGAUCUGCGUCACGCGAUGGAAACUCACAUCGUUUGCUACAACGGGCGACUCUACAAAUCUAAAGAAGAAGCUACUUCCAGUCCAAAUGGUUUGGCUGUUGUUGGAAUUCUGCACGAAGAGGAUAAACUUGCACAAACAGAGCAGACUGAGUUUGGCAAAAUGGGUGAAUUUGAGACUGCAUUGGCGAGUAUAACAACAACUAAAGAGUCAAAAAAUAUUGCUGCAUUCGAUUUGGCCGGCCUUCUGGGUCAGGUUGACACAACACAGUACUUUCGUUACCAAGGUUCUCUGACUACGCCACCAUGCACUCAAAAUGUGAUGUGGACAGUUUUCACGACGUUUGUCCCCGUUACACCAGCGCAGCUUGAACUACUUCGCGGUCUCCGCACUUCAUCGUCAACUCCUUUGCAAGAUAAUUACCGACCCGUCCAGCCACUCAACGAUCCACACAGCCCCCUACCAAGAACAGUUUAUCGGACAAUUUCGGCUGCCAACCGUUUUACGCACAGCUGGUGGUCGUUCGUUAUGCUGAGUUUUCUGGCGUGUUGUUCUCAUGGCAUUUUGUAGGGAAGAAAACAAGCUGUCUACCACAUGUCGUUUGACGAAUGUCCUGCUUACCUCAAAUAUUGAUAACAAGAACUUUCCUUCGUUAUUUCUUACUUUGUCAAUACUGCUGGCAACUAAAAGCUGCGGUAAAGUUGUUUGUGCUACGUGUAGCAGUCUUGUGAUAUCUUUUGUUCUAUUUACCAUAGAUAUUGUAUUUUUCCCUCCAUGGCUUUUUUCAGACUUCCUUCACAAAUUAUACUGUCAGAGAAUUCUCUCAUCGCACAUUUCUCUGAUUAAGUUCCCUAGAAUUUAUCUAUAGAUACAUGCUGAUGUCCACUAGGUGGUUGUCUAAUACUGGAAUUUUUUGAAUUAAAGAGAGAAAUAAAGGUGGUCUUG
Opisthorchis viverrini is the source of this 1455-nucleotide messenger RNA. RefSeq lists its product as hypothetical. The record is from RefSeq and is a predicted model, not a curated record. The transcript has 6 exons. Lineage: Eukaryota; Metazoa; Platyhelminthes; Trematoda; Opisthorchiida; Opisthorchiidae. Gene Ontology annotation, molecular function: carbonate dehydratase activity; zinc ion binding. Bases 118 to 1080 code for a protein of 320 amino acids.